Dentiscutata heterogama is the source of this 582-nucleotide messenger RNA. NCBI's taxonomy places the organism in Eukaryota, Fungi, Glomeromycota, Glomeromycetes, Diversisporales, Gigasporaceae. The record is from the annotation of a GenBank genome assembly.
AUGACUAAUCAAGAAAGCAAAAAAGCUCUUGUAUUGGUGGCAGAUGGCUCCGAAGAAAUGGAAGCCGUGACAACCAUUGAUGUUUUACGACGUGCUCAACUCGACGUAACGGUUGCCGGGUUCUCCUUAGAAAACGCGAAAUACGCAAAAUGUAGUCGUGGCGUUAUGAUUGUACCUGAUAUUGCAUUCUCGAGUAUUAGCGAUUUUAAUGUAUAUGACGUUAUUGUAAUUCCUGGAGGCAUGAAAGGAGCGGAAACUCUUUCUUCAAGCCAAAAAAUUCAAGAUUUGUUAGUUUCUGCUUAUAAUAAGGGCAAGAUCGUCGCCGCGAUUUGUGCUGGUCCACUUGCUAUAAAAAAUGCGGGAAUCAACUUAGGAGGCAAGAUUACUUCUCAUCCAGUCAUCAAAGAAAGAUUGGAAGGAUACAGUUAUCAAGAAGACAGUGUUGUCAUCCACAAUAAAGUUAUCACUAGUCGUGGACCAGGUACCUCGUUGCUCUUUGGGUUGACCAUCGUUGAACACCUUUUAGGCGAAGCAAAACGUAAUGAGGUUUCGUCUCCAAUGAUGCUCGCAUCCCCUUUAUAA